AUGAAGUUCGGCCGCAAUUUGUCGCAAUUCACCGUUCCCGAGUGGAGCGGUUCAUACAUCAAGUACAAGUCCCUGAAGCAGCUGAUCAAGGCCGCCGCCGAGCAAAUCAAGGCGGGACAGGAGGCGGAUCUGGCUGGCUUCUUCUAUUCUCUCGACCGAAAUGUUGAAGAUGUCGAUUACUUUUACAACAAGAAAUAUGCCGAGUUCGCCCGCCGGUUAAAACUCCUCGAGGAGCGAUAUGGAUAUUCCAUGGAAGGUCGCCACCCGCUGGAACCCGAGGACCGCCACGACCUCCGCGAGGCCCUGCUAGAUCUGCGGUACCACUUCCGCCGGUUACAAUGGUACGGCGAGGUCAACCGCCGGGGGUUCAUCAAAAUCACCAAGAAGUUGGACAAGAAAGUUGGCGCGCAGGCUCAAAAACGGUACUUGGAGACCAAGGUUGAUCCUGCUCCCUUUGCCUCCAAUGCGCGGGUGUUCCAAUCCCAGGAUCGAAUCAAUGCCUGGAUGGCCAUUAUUACCGACCAGUCCAAGGCCGACGAUAAGAUUGCCGACGACGCCAGCUCAACGCAUUCUUCCCUGUCACUGAAGCGGGGUGCCACUCGCCCUUAUCUCAAUUUGCCCACUAGCGUGGUGACCGCGGUCGAUGAUUCGCUGCGCAAUGACGAUACUCACGUCUUACUGGAAUUGCUCGAGACGCUGCAAGUCACCGCGGAUGAGGCCGGCGACACGGUUUAUCCCAGGGUCCUCCGGACUUUGAUUCAGCGCUCCAUUCUCCAUCGCUCCCGGGCUGUGCUGGCUCUCCUAUUGAAACGAGUUGAUACACUGGAGGAGCAUGAUGAUAUCAACAAGCGCAAUUGCCUUCACCGUCUGGUCAUCUCCAUUGGCCGUGAUCAGCCCACAAGCGAUUCCGAACCUGCAGCUUCCAUGGUCCUCAACUUCCCACCGGAAACUACCCGCUACAUUACUCCCGCUGCGCCGCCGACUCUCCAGCCUCCCCGAGCUAUCGUCAAGGAGGAACACAUGUCCCAGCGGCUGGGACGGGAUGAUCCGGCCGUGUCUCUACUCUCCUUCUUGCUGGACUCGCUGCGCCCUGACCAGCGUGAGUCCUUAAUGGAGAAGGAUAAUGCCGGGCGGACCCCCUUGCACUACGCUGCUCAGUACGGGUUCAAGGCCGUGUGUGAGGUGAUCAUUGAGCACCUCUCAGAAUGGGGCAUGUUUGAAGUCAGCGACGGCAUCGAUGGCCCUCUGUGGCAAGAUGACGAUGGCUGGGCUCCGCUCCAUUUGAGUGUUGUGGGUGGCCACCCGGAAACCACUCGCUGCCUCCUGGAUGCGGAGAACCGGAAUGACAGCUCCCAAGAAAUUGGCAAGAUUCGAAAGCAAAUCUCCAAAUCUAGUGCUGUCUUGGCGCUAGCGACCAAGGCCAACUUCAUCGAUAUUGUCCGGCUCCUCGUGGAUGCUGGGGUGGACAUCAAUUACCAGGAUGAGCAGGGAGAGACUGCGCUUCACGUUGCUGCCCGCUUUAGUCAUGAUGAGUGUGCACAGAUUCUGCUUGACGGCACUCGUCAUCAAAAGGCGGAUACCGAGUUGGCUGAAAACACCUACGGCUGGACCCCGCUCUUUAUUGCCUGCGUGGACGGAGCUUUGGAAGUAGCCAAGCAGCUGGUUGCCGCCGGUGCGGAUAUCGAGCGCUUUGAUUCCUCGGGCUGGACAGCCAAGGAGCACGCCGCUCUGCGUGGUCACCUUGACAUCGCCCGGUGUCUGGCAGAAGUGAGCCCUGGUCCUCCUGCCAAUGAGCUUGAGUUCUCGAUCCCUACUCCUAAUAUGUCCACCCCCAACGUAUCUACUCCGAACCUUACUGGUUCCGACUCCUCUUCGCCGCCUGCUCAAUCGUCUCUCCUCGAUCGCCGAUCAAAUGCGCCUGGUCCCACCUCUGGGGGCCCUGGUAUUCGCAGUACUGAACCUAUCAAGACAUUUGGACAUCGGUAUCUCACCAACGAGACCAUGAUUCUGGUAAGUCUCGGAACCAUGGACAUGCGCAAGCCUCUUGAGACGGUCAGCCUUGAUCGCAUCCCGAUGGAAAACGCACAUGCCACUCAAUUGGACACAUCUCUGUCGAUGGUGGUCACAGCCAGCGGUGCGCACGGUGAGCCUGAGGUCAUUGAUCUACCUGUGCAAGACAACAUUUCCACCGAGCCUAUUGUAUUCCACACCAGCGAUCCCAGCAAGGUGCGUCUGCUUUUCGAUCUUGUUCCCACUUAUGCUGGAUCGAAGGAGAAGGUGGUUGGUCGUGGUGUGGCGUUGCUUUCCAGUAUCAAGCCCACAAUCGGAUCCCAUCGAAUCAACCUCAAGGGUGAUUCCACUGUCCCAAUUGUUGCUGCGAACACUUUGGAGGUCAUUGGGUCCGUGACGUUCAACUUCCUUGUCAUCACCCCUUUCAAGCACCCGAAAAUGUCGAUCGCGGGAAACCAGACUUACUGGCGCUCAAUGAGCUCCACGAUGGUCAUUGGUCACCGUGGACUCGGCAAGAACAUGGCUAGCCGUAACUCUCUCCAGCUGGGCGAGAACACCAUUCAGUCCUUCAUCGCCGCGGCCAAUCUAGGCGCUUCCUAUGUGGAAUUCGAUGUUCAGCUCACGAAAGACCACGUUCCCGUCAUCUACCACGAUUUCCUCGUCAGCGAGACAGGUAUUGAUGCCCCCGUCCACACAAUGACACUCGAUCAAUUCCUUGAGCUUGGCAUGGGACGCAACAACCAGGCCGGACAGCCAAAGGCCAACGGCGAGGCACCAGAGCUCGGCCCUCGCCAGCGUUCUAUGUCAGUCGGUGGCUCGGAGUACAACCCCGUCGAUCUGAACGAGAAGAUCAAGCACACUCGCGACUUCAAGAAGAAAGGAUUCAAGGGUAACACGCGCGGAGAGCACAUCCAGGCCCCAUUCGCCACAUUGGAGGAGCUCUUCAAGAAGAUUCCUGAACCUGUCGGUUUCAACAUUGAACUUAAAUACCCCAUGCUCCACGAGAGCGAGGAGGAAGAGAUGGACACAUAUGCCGUCGAACUCAACUCAUUCGUCGAUACCAUCUUGAAGAUGGUCUACGACUUGGGCAGUGGUCGCGACAUGUUGUUCUCGAGCUUCAAUCCCGAUGUCUGUCUGCUGCUAUCCUUCAAGCAGCCCUCCAUCCCCGUCCUCUUCCUUACCGACGCCGGUGCAUCUCCUGUCGGUGAUAUCCGUGCCAGCAGCUUGCAAGAAGCCAUCCGAUUCGCGUCGCGAUGGAAUCUCCUCGGAAUCGUCACCCAGGCCGAACCACUGGUUCUCUGCCCCCGACUAGUCCGCAUCGUCAAGGAGUCUGGUCUCGUCUGUGUUUCUUACGGAGCAAUGAACAAUGACAGCGAGCAUGUCGAUUACCAAGUCGCAGAAGGCAUCGAUGCCGUGAUCGUCGAUUCCGUGCUGGGAAUCACGAACGGCCUUAUCCAACGACAGAACAAGGGCCUCACACCAGGCCCCUCACCUAAUCCCUCUGCUAUCAGCGACCAGGUCGCUGAUUCCAGCAAGGGUGCCAUCCGAGUCCCGGUUCUCGAGCAGGUGAAACAAAACAACAUCUAA
This is a messenger RNA of Penicillium olsonii, 3597 nucleotides long. The record is from the annotation of a GenBank genome assembly. Lineage: Eukaryota; Fungi; Ascomycota; Eurotiomycetes; Eurotiales; Aspergillaceae.